Molecule: messenger RNA, 2145 nt
Organism: Effrenium voratum
Lineage: Eukaryota; Dinophyceae; Suessiales; Symbiodiniaceae
Source: the annotation of a GenBank genome assembly
AUGGCAGCUAUAAGCUUGGGGCAUUCCGGCAUGCCGGAAGAAGAUGCCAUCAUGAGACUUUCGGAUUGGUUAUCCUGUGAGGUCAUCGGCAGCUUCUUGCGCCAGUUUCCGCAGAAACACCGCGUCGAGGCCGCGCGAUGUGCGUGCCGCAUUGGGGUGCUGUGCCUGUGGGGAUGGACGACGAGUCAGAAGCAGUGGAGCCUUGAGGAUCUCCUGGAGGUGACCGCGUCGAUCAAUCCCAAUGGCUCCAACGGUGUGCGACCACCGUCGCCCAGAGCAGAGGCCCGACGAAGCGCAGCGCAAGAGGUGGUGACGCAGCCUUUUUCUUGGAGAAGCUGCAAAAGAAAGCCGACGCCGCUUUGGGAGUCGUGGGCAGCUCCGAGGGCCCCGCAGGCCCCGCAGGCUGAUGGGCGUGCCCCGUCAGAUCCCUCGAUGUCAAUGCCAGCGUGGGCAACUGGUCAGCCCACAAGUUGCCAACAUCAACCAGGUGCGUAUUACAGACGCUUCAGCAGCUCGCGGCAGGGCAGCGAGGAGGCGCUGCAGAACCAGAGGGCAAUGAGGUCUCCUGCAACGUCCUCCAGGGUGCCGGUGCGAACUGCGGGGAGUGCAAACCUCUUGAGACGGCGGGGUACAAGCCAAGACUCUGGCCCUCCGUCUUCGGCUCCUGCUAGCGCGAAGGAUCUUCACAUGCGCCCGGAUGGCUCAGCCUCCUCCCUCCCCGAAGCGCAGAACUCGGUGCAAACCGCAGUGCCCAACCGCACGGCCAGUGGUGACGACUUUCACUACAGCGCGGCGGGGGACAGUCCCCACCGUCCCACGAGCUCGGGUGCAGCGGAUGGGGGCGCAGGCAGUUGGGAUUCAGAGAGUGUCUACGACGAUGAAGAGGCCUUCGCUGGGAGGCACAGCUCCCGGGGCUUACAUGCUGCAGCCGAGAAGAGCCCUAUGAGGCCCAGCUCGCUGGCUAUGAGCCUGCUGAGGCAGCCGCAUGUGAAGGCGCAAAGGAAUUCGCCCAUCAGCAAGGCUGAACCAGUCGAAAUCGCAGACUCGGACGCGGGCUGGGGUGUGGAUGGCAUAUUACCAUCCAACAGGGAGGAGGUGCUGAAGAAACUGAAGCCAUCAGAGAGGAGACGACGCAGGAAGUUGUUGGCUCGUGAGGCUGUGACAGCCGCAGCUCUCAUCAUGCUGCUGAUCAGUUGUUCGGUCGGUAUUCAGCUGGUGAUGGUGGAGUAUGUCAUGACGGGUACAUGCGCCCUGCCAAGUGCGUGUGCAGGUGCUCUUGUAACUGUGCUGACGCUGCUCAUGUGUGGUGUCAGAAGAGUUCUGCGGCUGCCGAGUCGGCUGCUGUGUGGUUCCUGCAAACGACUGAUGGCCUGCUGUGCCCGGCGGCGCUCAGAGGCUCCAUCGAUACAUGCGAGCUUGCCUGAUGCGGCAAUGCUGGAGGUGGUGGAAUUCCUUGCGUUCGACAGCUUGUGUACCUUUGGCAGCGCAUCUAGGAAGAGUCAAGACUUCGUCAACAGCAGCCACUGCAUCAACAUCUUGAUCAACGAGGUUCAGCGGCAUAGCCUGCAGGAACCCUGGCAGGAGCAUUUGGAGCAGCUGAAGGAGGUCAAGGAGGUCGGCCUUGCUGGUGCCGAGGGCCCUGCGAGUUCUGCUUCGCCAAGCACCAAGCACAGUGCAGAGGUCAAGUCUGUCGUCCAAGAGCUUCGGCAUUUCAUUUGCAAGCAGCUCUUGAGGAACGCUGCGAGCGCCAGUGCGAAGGAAAGUGCAGAGCAAUUGAAUGCCAUUUCUGACUUUGUUCGUUUCUGCAUGCUGAUGGUUGGCUGGUUCUGGUUUUCGGCAGAGGUGAUGGACAUGGCCUGCCUUGACACCACCGGCUUUUGGCACAUCCUCAAGGCUGUCACGUCGCCUGUCCUUUUCCUCUUUAUCCUGGAAUCGGACCGCAGCCAGCUCCACUGGCAGAUCGUUGCCGGGCUAAUUGCGGGAUUUCUCCUGGUGAACCUGCUGAAGGGCUGACACUCUCUUGACCAGGCACGCAGGACAGCAGUAGGAAGUUAUCGCGCGCAGCUGCGUGCAAUGAACGGAGAUGUGUGUGGGGCCGACUCGUUUUUGCGCACGUGUUAUACAUGCGCAACGCGUGUAGCCGUG